Molecule: messenger RNA, 1863 nt
Organism: Bubalus bubalis (water buffalo)
Lineage: Eukaryota; Metazoa; Chordata; Mammalia; Artiodactyla; Bovidae
Gene: NAT14
Product: N-acetyltransferase 14 (putative)
Exons: 3
Coding region: 650-1270 (206 amino acids)
Molecular function (GO): N-acetyltransferase activity
Source: RefSeq, a predicted model, not a curated record
UCCCUGUUUAUCCAUUUUUAAAGGAAAGGGACGCAACGGUCACGGUAUAGGGGAGGCACUGGAAUCUGGAACACCGGUUCUGCCACUUGUUUUCUGUAAGUCGCCGCGCCCCUCCUCGCGCAGAAAAAUAAGUGGAUGGCGGGGAUGCUUAUCCCGACGAUCACUGAGAGCCCUGGUGGGCAGCUGGGGAACCUGUGGGUCUGAGAUGCUGCAGCGGCCCCGCCCGCGGAAGCCGGGGAGCCAUUGGGAAUCAAGCCGCCUUCGCGGCCUCACCCCCGCGCUCAGGUCGCUUAGCAACCAGGGGCCGUCGGGAAGCCGGCCGGGGGUGCGCUGGGUAAGCCCCGCUGCCCGCCUCCACCCGGUCUACAGUUCCAGGCCCUUCCAUCAGGCCCCCUCCCCCGCCAGCGUCCUGCACUCCCGCUCUCUCCGCCGCUCCUCCCGGCUCUAACCUAUCCGGCCAGACGCUUGGCAACGGUUACUAAGCCCGAGAGCAGGCGCUGCCCCGCCCCCAGUGCGCGUAUCUGACGUCACUUCCGCCGGCGACCCCUCCCCGACCCUGCCCCCUGCCUCUCGCACCUUGUCAAAAGCGGGAGCGACCCACAGAGGUGCACGCCUGCUCCUUUGGGGGCGCGGGAGUCUGGGGGCUGCCAUGGCCCCCAGCCACCUGUCGGUGCGGGAGAUGAGGGAAGAUGAGAAACCCUUAGUGCUGGAAAUGCUGAAGGCUGGCGUGAAGGACACAGAGAACCGCGUGGCCCUUCACGCGCUGACCCGGCCACCGGCCCUGCUCCUCCUGGCUGCAGCCAGCAGCGGCCUUCGCUUCGUCCUGGCCUCCUUCGCCCUGGCCCUCCUCCUGCCCGUGUUCCUGGCUGUGGCUGCCAUGAAGCUGGGCCUGCGGGCCCGCUGGGGCUCGCUGCCCCCGCCCGGCGGCCUCGGGGGGCCCUGGGUGGCAGUGAGGGGCUCGGGAGACGUGUGCGGGGUCCUGGCCCUGGCCCCAGGCUCCAGUGCCGGGGAUGGGGCCCGGGUCACCCGCCUCUCGGUGUCCCGUUGGCACCGCCGCCGAGGUGUAGGCAGGCGCCUGCUGGCCUUUGCUGAGUCCCGGGCGCGAGCCUGGGCUGGCGGCAUGGGGGAGCCCCGAGCACGCCUGGUGGUCCCAGUGGCCGUGGCAGCCUGGGGCGUGGCCGGGAUGCUGGAGGGCUGUGGCUACCAGGCCGAGGGGAGCUGGGGCUGCAUGGGCUACACGCUGGUGCGGGAGUUCAGCAAGGAACUGUGACUGCAGACCCUAGUGGGAGGAAAAGCAGUACUUAGUGAGCACCUGCUGUGUGCAGGCACUUCCACACCAUCCUUCCCACCUCCCCCACCAGGGCCCAGCAGCUGAGGCCCACAGAGGGCAAGAGACCCCGCCACAGCCUGAUGCCCAUCCGUAGUGUUUGAACUUCUUAGAGGGGUCAACUCGUCCAACCCCUGCCUCAGAUUCUGUCUGCACGGAGAAAUCUUAUCUGUCUGUCUGCCAAGCCUGUGUCGCUUGUGUUAUGACAUGUGGCAGGAGAGGAGGCCGAGCACGUAUGCUCCCCACUGGGGUUAGGACUUCGCAGGGGCACCCCAAACAGGGAUGAGGGCCCCCCCAGCCCCGGAGGGUAGGGUGGGGGGCGAUGCCCAUGCUUGGAGGGGGUGAGGCUGCAGAGGCAGAGAGGGGCUGAGCGAAGCCUCUGCAGGGGAGGGUUGUCUGGAGAGAGCCCCAGGGAGGGAGUGGUGGGCACAGGGUGGCCCGGUCAGCCCCUCCCCAGGAAGGUGGGAGCCCAGAGGGGCGGCCAGACCCAUCUGGUUUUUUACACCCGUUUGUUAAUAAAGCCUGUAACCGCUGCG